Molecule: messenger RNA, 1758 nt
Organism: Plasmodium coatneyi
Lineage: Eukaryota; Apicomplexa; Aconoidasida; Haemosporida; Plasmodiidae
Exons: 1
Coding region: 1-1758 (585 amino acids)
Source: RefSeq, a predicted model, not a curated record
AUGAAGGCCGCGCAUCCAGUAAACUUCCCCGGGGGGCACUUCAUGUUCCCAAGAGGUCCCGCUGCCCGAGUAGGAAAACCUAAUAAUGAAAAGGAGGGGUAUGGAGCUAGCCUAAAUAACCAAAGAAAAAUGAAGGAGCCAUAUGGAGGCGUAAAAAAUAACAAGUAUGAAUAUUUAGAUGCUAGCCACUUGGAAAUGCUAGACCUGAACAAGAACAUUCAGCACAUCCUACCCAAGCCCGUGAAGCCAUCCUUAAAUUUGGAAAACCUGUGCAAGGAGACGAGUGCCAUAAUGAGGAAUAGUAGAAGGGCCAAGGGCGCCGAGCUGCACCCCCUCUCGCAGCAGCAACAGCAAACGUGGCAACCGCACCACUCGCAACAGGCGCUGUACCCGCAACAACCCCAUCAGACGGGACCAGAGCACAAAAACGUAAAACACCUGUAUGAACUGGGGCUGCCCCAAAUCAUAGGCACGUACAUUCAGCCUCUAAGCAAAAACAACGACGGAGUAAAGGACCCUCUAGGAAAUAAUCCAUUCCCCCUUGGAUCGACAUCCCCCUUUUUCCAGCCACCCAAGUAUUUGCCCAAACAAAUGCAGCAACCUACGAACAAGUUUUUGCCCCUACAGUUAAACAGUGAAAGAAAAAACUUAUAUGGACUGCCGUCUUACCUAAUCCCUGAGGACAAACCUAAAAGCUUGACAGUUACGGUUGUGCCUAAUAAGGACAAGGAUCUUUUAGAGAAGGAGGCAAAGCAGUUGAAGUUAUUGCUAGACAAUUCGUCUCAAGGCAUUGUUAACUCUACCCCCGAUUAUCAAAAAAUUAUUUCCUCCUCCAUGGUGUCCAGCAGUGAUGAUGGGAAUGCCAGCGGGGGGAGCCGCUACAACUUCGGAGAUAAUAGCAGCCUCAGGAAUGGACAGAACGACAUAGAGAGCGACUUCAGCUUUGGAAGGAACGAAGACGUGAGAGACGAAUUUGCUGGCGAACACGACGCGGAAAAUAAUAACGACGACUCCUUUUUUAAUGAGUUAUAUGAUGCCAAUAAUUUCACGCCUUACGGAAAAACGAACGAAGGGGGGGUGAGCGACGCACGUGGUGAUCACGAACACGGUUAUCACUUACAAUUAAGCGGGAAGCAUCAAGAUGGGGUGAAUAGAAAGGCGGUAUAUAAAGGAAGGAGCGUUAAUAGUGCACUGAAUAAUGGGUCGGACAAAAUUAGUGCAUUGGAGAGGAAGGAAGAAAAUGGACCAGGUGGGCAUAGACAGAGUGAGCACGGAGGAGAUAAUCAUAACUCACCUGACGGGGUCAAGAGACAGGUGAAAAAGGCUUCUCCAUUGAAGAGAACCCUUCUAGCUAAAAAAAAAGAACACAGUGACACUCCCUUGAAGAACCUCGAACCAUCCACCUGCUUUAGAAAUCCCAAAACGUAUGUAAAUAUACGUUUAGGGAAGCCCAAAAAGUUUUAUGUCACCAACAGUUCUGACCCUAUCGAUAAAAAACUGAAAGAUUGGCACAACACGCAUAAUAGCCAAAUAGGCUGGAAGAAAAGCCGAAGAGGUGUUUACACCUUCGGGAGGACGGAAGUUGUUCUAAGUUUGGUUCACGACAAAAUUAUCGUUAAAAAGAUUAACGGCAAAUACGUGAAGGAUAAUUUGUUGAGUGUCGAAAAGUUCGUCUCACUGAAUGAGUUGUUUGAGCUCCAUCGCGAGCAAACUGAUAAUCUGCUGAAGAAGAAAGCGAUUCAAACUUUCCUGUUUUAA